Adelges cooleyi (spruce gall adelgid) is the source of this 2834-nucleotide messenger RNA. It is a transcript of the gene Vps35, whose product is annotated as vacuolar protein sorting-associated protein 35. Gene Ontology annotation, cellular component: late endosome; retromer complex; retromer, cargo-selective complex. Bases 269 to 2638 code for a protein of 789 amino acids. The record is from RefSeq and is a predicted model, not a curated record. The transcript is spliced from 15 exons. NCBI's taxonomy places the organism in Eukaryota, Metazoa, Arthropoda, Insecta, Hemiptera, Adelgidae. Gene Ontology annotation, biological process: retrograde transport, endosome to Golgi; intracellular protein transport.
UGUUUUACCUGAAUUUAACAAACCAGAAUAAUAUAAUCGUUUUUACAUUGUAAAAAGCAUAAAUCAUAAUGACAUAAUAAAUAAUAAUAGGUAUACUAUUUUAAAUUGGUUUCGGUAGAUGUUACUUUUAUAUAUUUGUAUUCUAUUACAUUUUAGACAUUGUUAUUACAACGGUUAAACGUACAUUUGUCUAUAUCGAUUUCACUAUUGCACUUUAGUACAAAUUAUAUAAUAACAAACAUAUUAUAUUAAAGAACGAGAGAUAAGUAUGACACAAAUGGAAGAACAAGAAAAGCAAUUGGAAAUUGCGUUGACCUCAGUCCAGAAACAAGGAGUGCAUAUGAAAAUGUGCUUGGAUAAAAACAAAUUAAUGGAAGCACUCAAACACGCAUCAGCGAUGUUGGCUGAACUUCGAACAUCAUUGCUUUCGCCGAAGAGUUACUAUGAACUCUUUAUGAAGGUAACCAACGAGCUGUGCUAUUUAGAUUUGUACUUAGUAGAAGAGUUUGAACGAGGUCGCAAAGUAGAUGACUUAUAUCAGAUUAUACAGUAUGCUGGAAACAUUGUACCGAGACUAUAUUUGUUAAUUACAGUAGGCUUAGUUUACAUUAAAACGAACACCAACUUGAAAAGAGAUCUCCUAAAAGAUCUAGUUGAAAUGUGCCGCGGAGUACAACAUCCCUUGAGAGGUUUAUUUUUACGGCAUUAUUUAUUGCAGUGUUCUAAAAAUGUAUUACCUGAUAUUCCUGAUAAUGAAGAAAACGAACAUCCCGAAGGCACUGUACGUGAUUCAAUUGAUUUUAUUUUAAUGAAUUUCGCGGAAAUGAAUAAGUUGUGGGUAAGAAUGCAACAUCAGGGUCAUUCCAGAGAAAAAGAACGUCGAGAAAAAGAACGUGAAGAAUUAAAAAUAUUAGUUGGAACUAAUUUGGUUCGUUUGUCACACCUCGACAGUAUUACUUUGGAUAAAUACCGCAAAGUGGUUUUACCUGGAAUUUUAGAACAAAUUGUCAGUUGUAGGGAUGCCAUUGCUCAAGAGUAUCUUAUGGAGUGUAUAAUUCAGGUGUUCCCCGACGAGUUUCAUCUUUACACUUUGAAUGUAUUUUUGAAAUCGUGCUGUGAACUACAACCAUCCGUGAAUGUUAAGACUAUUGUUAUCUUGAUGAUAAAUCGUCUAACUGUAUUUACUUUCCAUAAUUCAAAUGCUUCCGAGGUGAAACUAUUUGAAGUCCUUACUGAACAAAUCGCCAAUAUUAUUCAGACCCGAGAUUUACCACUUGAAGAUACUGUAUCUCUUCAAGCGGCCAUGGUCGGCUUAGCCCUAAAAUGUUAUCCAGACAAUUUGGAUUAUGUCGAUAAAUCAUUUCAAACAAUUUCCGAUACAUUUGCAAGGCGUAAAAUUGAAAAGAUCAGCCACAAAAAUCCAGUGUCCAGGGAGUUAAUGGCCCUCAUGAAAUUGCCCAUCGACAAUUACGGUGAUCUUUUGUUAGUAAUGCAAUUAAAACAUUUCCCUGAGAUCAUUGAAUAUUUUGAUUUCACCGGUCGUAAAACCAUUGCAAUUUACUUACUUCAAAAUGCAGUUCAGUGUAGAACAUUAAUUCCAACCGUUGAACAAUCUAACAUUGUUCUCACAAUGGUUUCACCUUUGGUCAAAGAUCAACCUGAUCAGCCGGUCGGUGAAGAAGACCCUGAAGAUUUUGCCGAAGAACAGAGUCUUCUUGGAAGGUUUGUCCACCACAUGAAAUCAGAUGAACCAGAUUUACAGUUUCAAAUUUUGAUGACUCAAAGAGAGCAUUUCAGCUUGGGUGGAAAUAAACGUAUUUGUUACACUCUUCCUCCAUUGGUAUUUCAAGCGUAUCAACUUGCUUUGAUUUACAGUGCACAUAGAGAUCAAGAUGAAUUAUGGGAGAAAAAGUGUCGAAAAAUCUUUCAGUUCUGUCAUCAAACAAUUUUAGAAUUGACUAAAGCAGAACUCGCUGAAUUGCCUCUUAGAUUAUUCCUGCAAGGAGCGCUUACAAUAUCACAAAUUAAUUUUAAAAAUUAUGAAACUGUAGCUUAUGAAUUUUACUCGCAGGCUUUUACAUUGUACGAAGAAGAAAUAUCAGAAAGUAAAUGUCAGUUAGCUGCUAUUAUAUUGCUUAUUGGCACAUUUGAAAAAAUUAAUUGUUUUGACGAGGAAAAUGCAGAACCUGUUCGUACUCAAUGUGCCUUGGCGGCUUCUAAAUUACUUAAAAAACCAGAUCAGUGUCGGGCAGUAGCUAUCAGCUCACAUUUGUUUUGGUCCGCACAAAAUAAUCUUGGACAACCGAUCCAAGAUGGUAAGCGUGUAAUGGAUUGCUUAAAAAAAUGUGUGCGUAUCACCAAACAGUGUAUGGAAACGUCUGUUCAAGUUCAGUUGUUUGUUGAACUACUUAACUAUUAUGUAUAUUUCUAUGAACGAGGAAACAACAAUGUCACUGUCGACAUAUUGAAUCAGCUAAUUGGUCAAAUAAAAAAAGAAAUCACUAGUUUAAGUCCAAAUGAAGAAACUGAACAGAUAUCCAAACAUUUUGAUAAUACACUAGCACAUUUACGUAAUAGAAUCGAAACUGCAGACAGUGACGAUUCCGUUUACAAAGCGUUAGAGGGAUUAGAAUUGUAAUAAUUAUAGUUACAUAUGCCUUAGUUAUUGCUAGUUAAGUAUAAUAUAAUAAUAAUUAUGUUAUUAUAAUUAUUAAUAUAUUUUUAUUUUAUUUAUAUAUUAUAUAUCUAUUUAUAUUUAUUUAUUGUUCAUAUUUUAUUUACUUUUAUUAUAUUAUCAUUUAUGCUAAAAUAUAAACUAAAUUUCAAUCAUUUUA